AUGACUCUGAUGAUGACCGGCUAUCGAUUCAUAUCAAUUUGCGUUUUGGCCUUUGUUCUUGAAGUUCAAUCGACGGAUCCGAGUUGUAAAGGCGUCUUAAAUACAAAUGAAAUCUUACGGGAUGAACCUAAAUUCGUAAGUUCCGUUACAAAUGGAAAGCGUUAUGUUGUUGGGUCAGGCUACGACAAGAUUCAUAUAUUGCAUGUUUAUGGUGGCACACCCUAUGACAUGGGUUAUGCAUACGGAAAACUAAUGAGUAAAGAAUUGAAGCAACUUGUUCCCGAGUAUUUCACUUAUCUGGAAAGUAAAGUCGAAUCUUUGAUCAAAGAAUUGCCACCGUUAGUGGCAAAGUGGAUUGCUGAAUUAGGUCUAAAAGGUGCCCUCGAUCUUAAUUAUGAUAUCACUCGUAUUUAUACUCCACCAUGGUACGACGAAGAGUUACGAGGAUUGGCGGCCGGUAGUGGUAUUUCAUAUCAAGAUAUUCGUCGACUUAACCUACUUCCCGAGCUUAUUAAAGCUGCAUGUACUGUUUUAGGUGCUUGGGGUGAAUCGACAGUAACGACUACAACUUUGCUUCAUCUCCGUUCAUUAGAUUGGGAUGAAAAUGCUCCUAUUGCCAAAUAUGCAGCAGUCACUGUCUACCAUCCAAAUGCAUCUUAUGAAGGUUAUGCUGAACAUUAUCACAAUUAUUACAAACAGAACUAUUCGACAUCGCAUACAUUUGCUAACUUUGGAUAUACUGGCCUUAUUGGAUCCAUUGGAGCUUAUAACGAUGUGUCAGUUGGUUUAGGUCAAAAAGUCUGGAUUACGAAAGAACAAGAUAUUACAACGCGUUUAGGAAAUCCAUGGACUUAUGUGCUUCGGGAUGUUAUUCAAUUCUCUGAUUCGAUUGAUACAGCAUUAACAAUGCUUUUAAAUGCCAAGCGAACUUGUUCCGUUCACCUUGGUCUUGGCGAAUACCAUCGAAAUACAUCGUCGGCUAGUGAACGAACAGUCGAUUUUCUCGGUAUUGAAUACAGUGCGAAAGAAUUCAAUGUUUUCUCAUGGAAAGAUAUGUACAAUACACCUAAUCAUCCAAUUCUGAAUGAUGUUGUCUAUUGGGAUCCAUACGUUCAACCAUCGAAUAAUAAAUGCUUGGGUAGUUUACUAAUCGAACAUUAUGGUAAACUUGAUCCGCCGACAAUCAUUCGAAAUAUCACCAGUUUGUUAAGAACAGGCAAUACACUUAAUUUAGUUCUUGAUUAUGCUGAAAAUGCUGCCUACUUGGCAUAUAGUGCACCGGAUGAUCCACAGGGACCUCUAGAAGCUUUCAAUCGUGUUCACACAAGAAUUGACAUGACUAAAUUGUUCGUAGAGCCCGCACCAAAAUAA
Messenger RNA from Adineta ricciae, 1371 nucleotides. Lineage: Eukaryota; Metazoa; Rotifera; Eurotatoria; Adinetida; Adinetidae. The record is from the annotation of a GenBank genome assembly.